Messenger RNA from Meyerozyma guilliermondii ATCC 6260, 1890 nucleotides. RefSeq names its product glycerol kinase (gene GUT1). Gene Ontology annotation, cellular component: mitochondrion. The transcript has a single exon. NCBI's taxonomy places the organism in Eukaryota, Fungi, Ascomycota, Pichiomycetes, Serinales, Debaryomycetaceae. Gene Ontology annotation, molecular function: glycerol kinase activity. Bases 1 to 1890 code for a protein of 629 amino acids. The record is from RefSeq and is a predicted model, not a curated record. Gene Ontology annotation, biological process: glycerol metabolic process; glycerol-3-phosphate biosynthetic process; triglyceride metabolic process.
AUGCCCCGUCGCCAGAGCACCGCGCCCACUCAGCCCGUGGUGGGUACCAUAGACAUUGGAACAACCUCGGCGAGAGCCAUUCUUUUCAGCCAAGAAGGUAUCGAAAUCGCCAAGCAUCAAAUUGAAUAUUCGACGUCGGCUUCUGAGGCGCCAGCGGAAUCGAAAAACAAGGAACAAUUUAGAAGAAGAUCGUCGCUUAUGCGUCACAACGAGCCUAUUUUCACCUCGGAAGGUAUUGCAAUUUCCAUUUCUGACGAUGUUGAAAUCGAAAACAAUCGUGCCAGUGUAGGACCAACUUUACGGUUCCCCCAACCAGGAUGGUCCGAAUGUAUGCCCGUGCAUGUUCUUGCCAACGCGGUCCAGUGUUUGGUGGCAUGUUUGAUUACUUUGCGUAAAGUUAAUCAGAACCCUGAUCUCAAAAUCAAGUACAAAGUUAAGGCACUUGGUAUUGCCAAUAUGAGAGAAACCACCAUUGUGUGGCUGAAAAGGACGGGAAAGCCAUUGAGCAAUGGUAUCACAUGGACCGACACCAGAACAGCGGAAAUUGUACAACAUUUAGAGAAAAUGACCGACGAUGAUAGAAAGGAAGAAUUGAAGCAAAAGACAGGAUUGCCGCUAAGCACCUAUUUUUCCGCUGCCAAGUUGCGGUGGUUGCUCGAUAAUGAUGAUACAAUCAGGGAGGAGUACGAAAAGGGCGACGGAAACCUCAUGUUUGGAACCGUAGAUACUUGGUUGAUCUACCAUCUUUCCAAAGAACGUUCAUUCGUGUCUGAUGUUACCAAUGCUUCCAGAACCUAUUUUAUGGACUUGGAAACAAAAGACUACGAUGAUGAUCUCCUUGAUUUCUGGGGCAUUGAUCCCACCAAAAUUUGCUUGCCCAAAAUCGUUUCCAGUUCCGAACAUUAUGGUUCGUUCGCAGCACCAAACUUGUCCAACCUUGGAUUCCACAACAAAAUCACUCCCGAAGCCUAUGAGAUCUUGAAGACUAUUACUGGUGUACCCAUCUGUGGUUGUCUUGGAGACCAAUCGGCGUCGUUGGUGGGUCAAUUGGCGUUCCGUGCUGGGUCUGCAAAAUGUACUUAUGGUACCGGAUGUUUCUUGUUAUACAAUACCGGAACCAGAAAGUUGAUUUCUGACCACGGAACUUUGACUACACUUGGUUUUUGGUUUCCUACGUUAGAAGGUGACGAUGCUCAGCCACAUUAUGCUUUGGAAGGAUCCAUUGCCGUUGCUGGGUCCAUCAUUCAAUGGCUUCGAGACAACUUGAAACUCAUUGAAAAUGCCAAAGAUAUUGGACCACUUGCUUCUCAAGUGGACAACUCUGGUGGUGUAGUUUUCAUUCCAGCAUUUUCAGGAAUGUAUGCUCCAUAUUGGGAUGGUGGUGCUAGAGGUACCAUUUUUGGUAUGACCCAGUAUACAUCAUCUAGUCAUAUUGCCAGGGCUGCUUUGGAAGGUGUAUGUUUUCAAGUGAGAGCCAUCUUGAGAGCCAUGGCUAGCGAUGCUGGAGGAAGUGAGGAUUUCCUCGAAGAGGCAUCCUCGAUCCAGGGUUCAAAGCGGCCGCUUUCUAAAUUGGCCGUAGAUGGAGGAAUGUCCAAAGCAGAUGAAGUGUUGCAAAUCCAAGCCGACAUUCUCGGACCAUGUGUGGAUGUCAAGCGUGCCAAGAUCUCCGAGUGCACGGCUUUGGGAGCUGCCAUUGCUGCGGGACUUUCGUUCAAAAAUCCAGAAGACAGAAUCUGGAAAGAUUUGAAUGAUGUUAUCGAAAAGAUCGACGGUCCAACCGACGCCCAGAAUUCGUUCAAGGCCAAAUUGCCAGAUAACGACAGAAGAACAAUGUGGAAACGGUGGGAGAAUGCAGUUUCGAGAGCCAAGGGCUGGUUGGAUGAUGUGUAG